Panicum virgatum (switchgrass) is the source of this 1037-nucleotide messenger RNA. RefSeq lists its product as uncharacterized. The transcript has a single exon. NCBI's taxonomy places the organism in Eukaryota, Viridiplantae, Streptophyta, Magnoliopsida, Poales, Poaceae. The coding region runs from base 198 to 797 and encodes 199 amino acids. The record is from RefSeq and is a predicted model, not a curated record.
AAUCUCCCAUAUCACGAAACGCGACAUGGAAAAACCCUAACCUAAACUCUAAAUUCGAUCUAUUAGAAACUAUUGGAAGAAAUUGAUCCUACUCCCUUCCAGAGGUGGAAAGGGAGGGGAAUCAAACGGCCUUUGGACGACGCGGGGGCGGAGCAGGCGAGCUGUUCACUUAAUUUGAGUUGGGAACUUCAAUAUGAAUGGACAGGUUCGGAUUGGGGAACCAAGCUUUGAUCAAAGAAUACGGUAGUGUUCCCGUACGGACACCACUGGAUGCCCUUGUCUACAUAAACGCAGCCCCUCGGCCUACUCUUUCCGCUUCAUCUCCCACUCCAUUAUUCUCCAACAUCCACCAUCCUCCACCCAAGAAAGAGAACAAAUCCUCCACCCAACAAAGAGAAGAAAGAUCAGCAGCAAUGCACCCGCGCGACCUCAUCGGAGGCCUCGACCUCGCCAGGCAGCAGGCCACCAAAGCCAUGGUCUCCGCCGUCUCGCUGGCCAAGCCAGCGGCAGGCAUCGCGGGGUCGGGGCUCGGCUUCAUGAAGCGCCAAGCGACGGCCAUGGUUUCCAGCCGGGACCGCGCCGUGAAGACCGCGGCGAUGGUGGUCGGGGGCUCCGUCGGCGCUUACUUCCUCUGGCCAGCGGCGGCUGUCCCGGCCGCCGCCGCCGCAGGCACGAUGAAGGCGCCGGGCGCCGCGGGCUUCCUCAUCUCCCGCGUGGCGUUCCAGGCCAACCCGCAGCUCUACUUCCAGAUCCUUCGCACCGCCGGCACUGCCGCUGCCGCUGCAGCUUUCGUGUAGUAUAUUGAAGGCAAGCUACGUCUACUACGUGCUGCCCGUCGUGUCGAUCUGGUGUUUGUAUAUGUUUAAUCUGCUCUUUGCUCGCGACGUUGCGUUAUGCAAGUGGAUCGAGCUGUUUCUGGUCAGAUCUUGGACUAGCAUGUCUAGACCGUGUGGAUCUGUAGUUCCACUACUACUAGCUAGAAUUUCUGUACUAGAACUCGUGAUUUGCUUAAUAAUAGUAUUAUUGUACUAGCUCGA